Molecule: messenger RNA, 3057 nt
Organism: Penicillium cinerascens
Lineage: Eukaryota; Fungi; Ascomycota; Eurotiomycetes; Eurotiales; Aspergillaceae
Exons: 5
Coding region: 1-3057 (1018 amino acids)
Source: RefSeq, a predicted model, not a curated record
AUGAUCAAAUUCGAGACAAAUCUCAAAAUACCUCACAAUCCUCUGAAGCAGGACAGUACUGUUUCAAAUUUUCGCCUAGCAACUCCUAGUUCACUGCCUCUCAUUCAAACGAGCGAUGUCACUGGAGAGUCAAACGAUACUGGGAACAACGGAGCCAUGGGCACUCCGCAACCUAAUACUCUCGAACAAGACGUGACAGCUGAUCAGUUAUCUCUCCAUGAUAGCAUAGGCAAUGUUCAUGCGUCCUCAGACAUUUGGAGUGCCGCUUACCGUGAAGCAGUUGAUAGUCUUGGAGAGGAAAUCACUACUGCCCUAAGUGGAAAGACUAUCGAACAGCUAUUCAAAGAACUCGAAGAAACUGAACACGAAGCGACUCACGAAUCUGCUUUUCUAAGAGGAGUGCAGCGGUUACGUUCCUUGAAAACGCCUCUCGACAACUUCAAGCUAGCAUUGGAUCUGGCGAGCCCACUGGCAAACCUUGAACCAACCGCAACCACGGUUUUUGGUGUAGUCAGAAGCGUGACAGCGAUUGCCAUUACGUUUGCGAACGCUGAUUUGGACUUUGCGAAACAAAUUGCGGAUAUGUUGGAACGGAUCUCUUACAUUGAUGAGUGUGACACACUAGGCCGGAAAGUCGAUAGAAAAGACAUUCACCAGGCACUCGUAUCUGUUUACCAAAAGAUCUUAGAGUUCUACAAUGCCGCCCUUAAGAUACUAACCAGGAAAGGCGCAAAAUUGGUCCUGAGGAUGGUCUUAGAGAAUGGUCGCCUUCCGGACAUUAUCCAAGAAUUCUUGACAAAUGCCAAUAAACUCCAAGCGGUUAUACAGAAAGCGACUUUGGAUAUUCUGGAUGAUUUCCAAAACGUAGUCUAUACCAACGAAUUUGCUCAAUGGUUCGGAAAAGACAAGCUUAGCCGGCAGAGCGAACUCCUCAGUGAAUGGCAGGGACGUCGAGCUAAUCAGGCUUGCCAAUUCUUGCUGGAAAAUCCAAAUUUUAACAACUGGUAUAACACUUCUGAAUCUCAGCAGUUGGUGAUUCUCGGUGAUAUGGGCCAUGGAAAAUCCUAUGCAAUGGCAUUUCUUGCAGACAAGCUGAUUCAAAAAAACAAAUUUCGGCUACCCCGACCCGCACUAUGCCAAUACUAUUGUCUGGAUAAGGAGACAGGAAAGGCUACUUCUGUACUCUCUGCUUUGACUUAUUCGCUUCUGAAUCAAUUUCAAGGUCUGCGGAAGCCAUUCUUCGAGCGUUAUCAACAGGCUAAGGUUUCUGAUCUUGAUCCUGUGUCAAACACUGCCACGAUGGAAAACUUCCUGCAAAAUAUGCUAGAAACAAUUGACCGACCCGUUAUUGUCGUGAUUGACGGCAUAGAUGAGUGCGAUGAUGACUCUCGAAACAGACUUCUCAGGUUUCUGAGAACUGUAUCGCAAACCACUUCGGGAAUCAAAGUUAUACUCUCUGCUCGUCCGCGAGAAGAAAUUUUGGAACAGUUAGACGAUAUGACUCGGAUCGAAAUGGGGUCUGACCCUGAGCGAGACCGUAUUAUCGUUGAGAAAACCCUUGAAAUACUAUCGUAUUUAUCACCAGAACUCAAGGCGCUUGUCGGAAAAAAACUGUCUGAACGAGCGCAAGGAAGCGCUAUAUGGACAAGGAUGAUAAUUGAGCUUAUCAAAGUUCGUCAUCUCACGACAAAGCCUGCUAUCAAAAAGUUUCUGGAAGAAAUGUCCCUCCCUGAAAAGCUCUCGGAAGUCUACGUCUCUUUACUUUUACGUUGUACUUCAGAUGAUGGUGAAAAUCGGCAACUUGCUGUUACAGCUUUGAAAAUUCUCGCUGUCAGCCACAGACCUUUGAGCAUACUAGAGCUAUCCUGGGCGGUGGCGUUGAGCCUGGCUGACCGCGUCACGACCGUGGAAGCCCUUGCUGAGCUGGUGGACCAUCAAAGGGUCAUGGGUUUUAUCUAUCCAUUCAUUGCUUUACCCGAUUACGAUAAACUAAGAAAACCUCAAGUGCGACUCACACACAAGACUGUGAAGGAAUGGGUCUUAACGUUGCCUGAUCCAAAAGUUUCAUCCUUGAAAGAGACUGAUCAAAUAGUCCACGUUUCAAAAAGUCUGGACUCAUUUAUGGUCGAUAUUUGCACCAAGUAUCUGCUCUUGGAUGAUAUUGGCAAUAAAGAUCUGUUCUCAGAGGAACAAGCAGCAUUCGCAGAACUACCCCAAAUAUCUGAAUUAUCCAGCGAUGAUGAAGAGUCGCUCGAGUAUGAUCCAAACUGCACUUGGGAAUCCUGGGAAGAUGAUAUGGCUAGGUUUGACCCGGUUGAUCGAGGCUUUGGCGAAUUUUUCGUCUAUGCAUCGUGCCAUUGGCUAGAUCAUUUUGGUUGCAUCACGGCCGAACCUCUUCCAAGCCUAGCAAGUAUUGAAAAAUUAUGCCAAGCGGGGUCCACUCGUCUUCGCAAUUGGAUUCAGCAGAACAGUCGCCCAGGCUGCACAAUGAUGCCCAGAUUUGAAUUUGAUAGCAAUCUGUACGAUCCCCUAAGCAUAACUUCGAUAUAUGGCUCAGUAGCCAUACUGAUUGAUAUGCUGAGGAAGUCGGACUUUGGCAACGGUAAAUUUCUUCAGGGGUCAGCUAUAAAGGCUGCCGAUCAGAUUCUCCAGUGGGGUGACAUAUCAAGACUCCAGAUACUGUUCUUUGAUGAUCAGCUCGGUCAUCAACUACAAAAUCUUGAGCUUUUUCGGCUUAUCAUCAAAACAUGGGACAAAGCCCGACUUAUCACCAAUCCAUGGCACAAAGGACGCCAAAACUGGGAUCUUAUAUUUGACCUCGUCGAUAAUGUAUCAGACCAAAUGAUUGAGCAACAUUGGGGAAAUGAACUACUGUGCUUUGCUGCCAGUGCAGGGUGUAUGCCCAUAGUACAGCGGUUGAUGACAAGCGCUCAGCAUAAGGGAGAGCUUAGGGAUGAACUGCUACGUGAGACCAAGUUCGAAGAAACACAGUCAUCAUUUGACAAAUCAGCACAUCAAUCGAUCGAAAAGGCUGUUCUGGGGAAGGAAUCACGUUAA